GUGCGCUUGGAGCUUCCGCCGGAAGUUAUACCGCAAGGCGGAUGGCCUGGCUUCGUGUGGACGCAUAUCUGCUCCCCGGAGCGGUCGUCGCUAGUCGUCAAUGCGCGGCUUGCGCAAGAGCUCGUUGCACGCCAGCGUCGGCGAAAGGAAAUCUUCGCGGGCAUUUCUAAAUUGUCCGCUUCAGAGACGAGAGAGCAAGUGCGCGUGUGGUCGGGGUUGAUCUGGGAUGAGCUGCAGCUGGCUUUCCACCGAACCGGCAUGAUGCUUACUGGUAACCGCAAGAGGCGUUGGCAUUCCGACCCGAUGACGGAGCUGCGUCGGAAGCUGGGAAGCAUGCCGCCUGCGCAACAACGGGCAUUGAUGCGACGAAAUAACGAUCGAUGGACUCUAUGCUCGCUGUAUGAUGAAGAUCGAAUUGCGGCAGAGCACGGAGAUUGGAUAGAGGCAUUGCAUUCCAAGCGUGAUGAACUCGACAUUGCUGGCGCAGAGUUUGCAGACGCAUCAAGAAACCAUGCUGAAGAGGGGUCCUCUACUGACGAGGAGAGAAACGAGGAUCUUGCUGGUCUCAUGGACGCGCCUUCCUUGAAUGCUAGCGCUUUAGCCGCUCUUGAAAACGCAACCAUGGAAGCAGAGCAGCAGCCUGGAGAAGAACUCGACGAUGUGGAGGGCCCAAACCCGGAAUGGUUUGGGGCAGCUGCAGUUCCUGCACUGCUCGGUGGCAGCGCCGCGCAAGGAGGAAGGUCCGGAUCGAAAGACAAAGCAAACAACCACGAUGAAGAUGUGAAAAUGAGCGAAGUUCCUCGUGGUGGGCCAGAGUACGUCAUGAGCGUUGAGUACGACAGAUCUCGUAUUCGUUUGGGUUCUAGCAAUGGGGAAUGCCACACGACCAGUGAAUCUGAGAAUUCAAAGGUCGAGGAUCAUGCAUCGGCAGCGGAUCCGAAGAUCAGAAAGAUAUCGAAGAAGGAGUCCAAGGGAUCUCACAAGCACUCGCGACGAAAGGAAGCUCGAGCUGUCGCGUCUGCUCGCGCGGUGACCCGACCUGCAAAAGCAAGUGUAAGUAUGCGCGCAGCAAUCGCAAAUAUGCGAAAAGCUCCACAUUUGGGUGCCCGUGCACGUCUCCGAGGCAGCUUUGUUCGGUGGGCGCGACCGCUACGGUACGGCUGGCGUCUGAGAGCUCAAGUCGCUGUUCCGGAGCGCCGGAAGCAAAUCCAAGUCUUGCGCUCUGUGAAGCCUGCGCGUGCGGCAGAGCGACUGCUGGAGAUCUUGCUCCGUGUGAACAAGGUGAACACGGUCCAAGCUACCGGGGCCUGGCAGCGCGAGCUGGAAGAGCGAUACACCGAGCUCAUUGACAAGCGAAUAGCGGAGCAGCAGGCUCGCCUCAACCACUCUCGUAUUAACAAAGGACUGCCGGAUCUCGAAGAUGGCGAUCACACGCCCAUUGGCUUUGCCACAGCAGCCGAACUCCAAGGGCGGCAGACUAGCACAAGUACGGGUCUCCAUGCGGGUUCGACGCCCACGGGCGGCGGAGACAGCACCACGGGGACUGUCGGGGUUCCGACGCCUCUCGACCCAUAUGACGGUUCCGGCACACCGCCGAUGACUACUCCACCGUCGACGCUGGCCACAACGACUUCUGCUGGUCAUGCUUCUGCAAGCACUAUAGACGCAGCCGGUGCAACAAACAUGGACGUCGCAGUUGACCAAGGCGCGCUGACACCUAGACCUAUUGACGAGCCGGAACCCAAUGUGCGAAGAAAGCGCACGCGCGGUGACAUCGAAGCCGGGCAAGCUCCGCAAGAGUUGUCACUGCAGCAUCGCAAGAGAACCACUGGAGUUCCGGUUAAGGAGAUGGAGGAUGAGAUCCGGAAAGACGGACUAGUCAAUUUUGAGGACCCGCAAGCUAUCUCGCGGAAUCUCGUGACGCGUUCCGCAAAGUUCUUGCGUUUUCAGCGGCUCCUGAAGUUAAUCCGCGCGUCAACUAGAAGUGCUGUCCCCGAAAAGGAUGCUUUCGCACGCCUUGCGGCGCAAAGACGGCAACUGAUGAAUCUCAAGGCGGCGACAGCAAUUAGUAGUAAACAAGAACUUCAGGUGAAACAAAAGCUUGUGCGGUCUGCUCGAAGCAACGAUCCGAAUCGACUCUCACAUGCCAUUGGUAUUCACUUUGGUGAGCUUGCUGCGGAUGUAAAUCUCACUAGAGAUAUCUUGCUUGACCCCGACACGCAGUACGCUGUGGCCCGCGUGGGAGGCACUAGCGUAAGCGGGGAUCCCGUCCUCGCAGACGGGCUCGACAAAAUGCUAUCUCAGGCCGCGUCUUCUGCGGCUCUUGAUGCACGUCGAAAACUAAUUGUCAGAGGGUAUCUCAAGGCGGAGCUCGCAAAGGCAACAGCUCAGCUGAAGGGCGCGGACGACGUGAAAGUACGGGAUCUACAAGUCGAGAGUGAAAAGCGCUUGAGACGGGCCGCAGAGAUUCCAAUAGGCGACAUGAAGACAAAGCAAGCCGUUGGUAAAAACAUUGCGAACGGCGGCAGAAGUAAGCUCCCAAAAAGCAAGUCUGUCCGAAAAUCCGACGCAAAGACAACGCGCAAGCAGCGCUUGAAGAAAACGAAGCAAGAUGCCCGCAGGUACUUUCAUUCUGAACACAUAAAUUACCGAUCAUGAUUGAUAUUUGUGUUACAACUUACAAGCAAGAAGGUCUAUCAAAUUCAAAACAUUAGAUUUAGAUAGAUGAACAUGAACAACAACAAAUCACGAAAAUACCCGACGACCUUCACAUACACAUAACGUUUGUCGCUCCUCUUAAGUCAUUGACGCAGUUUCUUCUCUAGCUCUUCUAACAGUUUUCGUAGAAAUAGGCGAGAUCAUGGGUUGAUCAUUGAACAAAAGUAUUUUCAGAAUAAAUAUGAGCCCACAUCAGUCAUAUUUAAGUACAAAAAAGUGAUGCCCUGGCUUCUUGUGAUCAUUGCGACAGGCAGCCAACCGGAGCGAAACUACAGAAGAUGUCCGAGGUUCAGAAAAACCGCAGUGAGGAGCAGAGCAAAGUUGCGGAUGCAUUGAAAGAUCUAGAGCCAGGGCCAAUGACGGAUCUCUACGCGGCGCUUUAUAUGCAAAAGUGUUGGCGAGAAAGUGCUCGUAUUCUCGUGGAGAAUGGCGUGCAGGAGGAGGUCUUAGCCCAAUUCGAUGCUGUCAUGGGGAAAGGGGGCCAUUUCUCCCUCGAAAAGGCUAGUCGCGACAAAUUGCAAGCUAAUACUUCCGGUAUGACAUUAAUUGUCUAUGAGUGUUUCUAUUUCGAAUUUAUUGAGCGAUAUGAAUUUGAAUAGGAUUUUCAUGCAUGUAGAACUCGAUGAAAAAGAUCUUCUAGAGACUCUAUUCAAAAGUGGUAGCAGAAGUUAGAAACCAAGAAAAUCACAAUCCAUGAAGAUGCAAGCUAAAAUCAUUUUCAUCACAGCCACGAGGAAUGCUCUGGCGCGUUUUAUCAUGCGCAGGCCACUUCCUAAGGACGUAAAGAAGGGCUUGAAGUAUGCUGUCGCAGCCACUGCGAACGCACUUCUGAAGCUCGAGAAAAGUACUGCAGACGGCAACUUCAAGCCCCCAUGCAGAGGCAGUGGGAAGCUUCUGGAGCGGCCUUCGGCGUCAUCCGUGUAUUGGGAGCACGAGCUCGCAGAGGAAGAGCGAGAGCUGGCGCAGCAGGAGCGGGCACUGCAGCUCGCGCAGCGGCUUUGUCAGCGGAAGCGCAUAAGAAGGCAAAAACUCUUCAAGUUCAAGCCAAAACCGUCAUCAAACUCAGCUUCUGCUCAGAUCUCGAAAAGAACAGGUCCGCCUCAGCCUAAAAGUGUGCAGGUCUCUGCACUGCAGAGUACGUUAGAUGCAGCCCUGGAGGUAUAGGAGAGAAAGCAGGUAGAGUGCGCCAUCACAAAACGCGUUUUUUCACCUUCAAGAGAAGUAGCAGUUCGGGCUUUUUUGUUGACGACUUGGAUAUUCAAAAUAUCAACAGGGUAUAUGAAUAGAUUCUUUUUACAUUCGCAGACUGACACUGUAUCGGCGUCUUACUAGUAAAGACGGCGUCUUACAACAGUUUAACUACUACUAAAAGACGUCCCACUUACACUAGGUAUAGAAACAUAGGCAAGAACACUCGCCCCAGCAUAAAAAGGGGUUUAGCCUUUUCCUUCACCACAGAUGUUAAAAGAUAUAGUCUCAUAGUGGUUCUUGCAAUCGUCCUGUUCCGAUGGCUCUGUGUCGGCCCCAUUCCAGUACUUUGUGACUUCGUGUUGAAAGGUUGUUACAAGGAUGACUGUGAGACCUGAGUUUUUUUUCGCUUGCGUAAGUAGCCCAUUUUCACAUCUACACAUCUAAAACUAUCUUCAGAGAUUUUAAGAACCAGGACAGCAUUUUUGUCCCUUUUUUCACUUAAAUAUAUGAUUUCUCUAAUAAUUAUAUUAAAGAUCCUACGCGCACGCUCUACGACAUGUACAACAUGUAGAUCGCAUGCGCAUUAUAAAGUAGAGUGCCCAUCAUCGCAUUGCGAUGUGCUGCGCGCGGCAACCAGACUGCAAAUUGGCUUUCAAAUCAGUCUUCACAUAAAGUAGUUGCACAACAGUGCCCACCUGUGACCGCGGAAACAGGAAUCGAACAGGGAUUAUUUUUUUCAAUGAAUACAGGUAACGAUCUGCUAACGCGCCUGAGAUGUCGUAAGCUCGAUAUUGUUGUAACCUUUUUUCCUCCCCACGCAAUCCUCAAUUUUUCAUAACCUGCUGGACAUAGUUCUUUCGAAGAAAGGCAAUUGGCUUUGAAUUGAGUCAGAAAAAGCGUUUUCUCGCAGACGCAGAGACAAAUCGUC
Amoebophrya sp. A25 is the source of this 4837-nucleotide messenger RNA. Lineage: Eukaryota; Dinophyceae; Syndiniales; Amoebophryaceae. The record is from the annotation of a GenBank genome assembly.